CUCCAGUCAAGUCUGCGCUCCACGCACGGAAGGCGAAGGGAGGACAGCGGCGCGGGGGGACGCGGGGUGACACGCAGCAACACAAGACGCGGAAAUCUGUGGAAAAGGAAAUGAAUGAGGAGUGAGUGAGUGAGUGAGUGUCGACGGAGCGAGGAGGAAGUUAUGAGCUGAACUGCGACGAUUUACCGGCGGAAAAGUGUCCGUGAGAAAGCAGACAGAAGAGUGGGACAGAGGCAACAAAAGUCACAAGUCUGGUCCGUCAGUCCAGAGGCAGAGCUCUGAAUCGCGGCCAUGGCCGACGUGCUGGGGAGCGGCGGGUCGGGAGGAGCCGUCGGCGCGGCCAGCGUGGAUUGGCAGAAGCGCUGCGUGGCUCUGGAGAUGCAGCUGCUGAGGUUCCGACUUCAGGCCGGGAAAAUCCGCGAGCUGCUGGCAGAGAAGAUGCAGGAGCUGGAGCAGAGGGUGAUGGAGGCCGACCAGCGAGCCGAGAGAGCGGAGAAACAGAUCCACGUCAUGGAAGAGAAGUUGAAAUCGGCGAACGUGCAGACCAGCGAGUCCGAGAGCUCGUUGUGCAGGAAGUACCAGGACCUGAGCGCUCAGGUUCAACAGAAAGAUGCCGUGAUCAAGAGAUUAGAGGUGCAGCUGGAGAAGCAGAUCUUAGUCAGAGCCCAGGAGGCAAAAGCUAUUGAGGAGAAGGCUGCCAAGAUUAAAGACUGGGUCACCUUGAAGCUCAGAGAGAUGGAGCAGGAGAACCAGCAGCUCAAAAUGGCCAACUUGAAGCAGACGGAGCAGAUAAUGUUGCUGCAGGACAAACUUCAAUCACUCUUUGAAAAACCUGCAUGCUCAGGAUCUCCCGCCACCUCCCCUGUGACGGAUACUCACCUGGUGCCCAACAGCCCGCUGUUUCCUCCCAGCUGUCCUGGCACACCACCUGCCCAGGAGGACAGCUGGAGACAGACGGGUCCUCGCGGGGCCGCCUCUUAUAUCAAGAUCUCACCGACAGAUGGGAAAAGGCCUCUUGAACAGGUCAGCGCUGGGCUUUGCCCCGGUGACGACAGUCCUGGCAGCAGAUCGGAUCUCCCGGUGUGCUCCGACGGUCAGAUGGUGUGUUCAGACCGGGACAUCUCGUCCGACGAGCUCAGCAGCAAGUUCCGCUCUCAGUGCCUCCACUCGUCCUCGUCGUCUUCAUCGUCAUCCUCCGCGUACGAGAUAGCCCACGGGCCCAGCUCCCCGGAGUCGUCUAAAAGCCCGCUCCUGUCGCGCUCCCCGUCGACCAACAACCCCUUUCCCAAUCCUCCGCAGCCUCUGGUUCACCAGUCCGGCGCCAGCAUGACGUUACCCAAAGUACGAACCCCGCUCAGUCCCAGAGACAGCAUCCAGCUGGUGAAGAAGCACUACAGCCAGCCACAGCCCAGCCUGGACAGACUGCACCACCUCAACGUCAACAUAGAUAUCAUGAGCGCGUCGUCCACCUCGUCCACGCUGAAGAGCACUGGCACCAGCACCUCGCCCUUCUCUCAGGUCGUGGAAGAAACGGACAUUGACGACGGACUUCCCGAGAGCAUGGAAGGGGUGGAGGAGGGGUCGGGAUCCGAAGAGUCGUCACGGGACGGAGUUUCCUUCGUGGGGCUGGCAGAGGAGCUGGAGAUUCUCAAGCCGCCGACGCCGCCAUUGCACCGCUUCCCUUCAUGGGAGAGUCGUAUCUAUGCUGUGGCCAAGUCAGGAAUGAGAGUAUCGGAGGCCUCUCCUGGAGCCAGGGGCCCCGGACGAGGGUCAUGUUUACCCCAGUAUCCAGCGGCAGGUCCGUUCACCCAGUUGAUCUAUAAGAAUAUAAACGUUCCAGUCUACACCACACUGAAAGGGAAAGCCACUCAGAUCAGCAGUGUACCUCUACCUGACGACGACUCCGGCUCGGAGGACGACAGCAGUUCUCUGGCCAGUUUACGGACGUCCAUCCUGAGCCCGGAGAGGAAAGGCAGCAUCCCUGGAAGCCCACGUGCCGUCAAGAGAGGUGUGUCCAUGUCCUCCGUCAGCUCUGAAAGUGACUACGCCAUCCCUCCUGACGCCUACUCCCUGGACAGUGAUUACUCAGAACCAGAGCAUAAAGUCCAGCGUACUUCGUCCUACUCCUGCGAGAGCACGGGGCCUGAGAUGCUGGAGAAGUCCGGGUACCUGCUGAAGAUGGGCAGUCAGGUGAAAGCCUGGAAGCGCCGCUGGUUCAUCCUUCGGAACGGAGAGAUCCUCUACUACAAAUCUCCUAGUGACGUGAUCAGGAAACCUCAGGGUCAGAUUGAGCUCAACUCCUCCUGCCGCAUCGUACGCGGAGAAGGUGCACAGACGUUUCAAUUGAUUACAGAGAAGAAGACCUUCUUUCUCACCGCCGACUCACCCAACAUCCUGGAGGAGUGGAUCAGGGUCCUGCAGAACAUACUCAAAGUCCAGGCCAGCAGCCCAGUUACUGUGGAGACCACAGGCAAGCCCACCGUCAGAGGCUGGCUCACAAAGGUCAAACACGGACACUCGAAGCUGGUGUGGUGUUCGUUGGUGGGAAAGGUCUUCUACUACUAUCGCAACCAGGACGAUAAGUUGCCUCUGGGUCAGCUGCAGAUGCGGGAGGCGUCCGUGCAGGAGGUGGAUCGCUCCUGUGACUCAGACGAGGACUACGAGGCGGGCAGCCGGGGUUUCCUCUCGUCCCACUGCACCUUGGUGGUUCAGCCCAGAGACCAGAGUCCGACUUACCUGCUGAUCGGCACCAAGCAGGAGAAGGACACGUGGUCGUAUCACCUGACCGUCGCCGCCGGCAGCUGUGCGACCUUCAAGGUGGGCACGGAGUACGAGCAGCUGGUCGGUAAACUCCUCGAUGCAGACGGAGACCCGGAAUCAGCCUUCUGGAGAAGCGGGGCCUUGAGCUUCUGUAAGGACGGCCUGCGCUCGCCUCUCACCACUCUGCCCUCUGAAGCUCUGCAGACAGAAGCUCUCAAGCUUUUCAAGUCCUGCCAGCUCUUCAUCAACGUGCUGGUGGAGUCUCCGUCCGUGGAUUACCACACGUCGCUGGCCCAGAACGCCCUGCAGGUGUGCCUCACCCACCCGGAGCUGCAGAAUGAGAUGUACUGUCAGCUGAUCAAGCAGACCAACCACCGGACGCCGCACAACUACUCCCUCACACAGUGCUGGCAGCUGUUGUCUCUGUGCGUUGCUUUGUUCCUUCCUCAACAACAUUUCCUCUGGUAUCUGAGACAAUACCUGCAACGCAACGCCGACCCAAGGAGUGAGGUGGGGAAGUAUGCAGUGUACUGUCAGAGAUCCGUGGAGCGGACGCUGCAGAACGGAGAGCGCGAGGCCAAACCGUCUCGCAUGGAGAUCGUCUCCAUCCUGCUGAGGAACCCGUACCACCAUUCGCUGCCGUUCAGCAUCCCAGUCCACUUCAUGAACAACACCUAUCAGGUGGUGGGCUUUGACGGCUCCACGACGGUUGAGGAGUUCCUCAACACGCUGAACCAGAAGAUUGGCGUGAGGAAGCCUCAGCAGUCCGGCUUCGCCCUCUUCACCGACGAUCCCUCAGGCAAAGACCUGGAGCACUGCCUGCAGCCGUCUGCCAAGAUCUGUGACGUCAUUUCCAAGUGGGAACAGGCUCUGAAGGAGCUGCAUCCUGGGAAAAACGAGGGCACGCGGAUUGUUCGACUGACAUACAAGAACAGACUGUGUUUCAGAGCUCAGGUGAAAGGAGAGACGGAGCGAGAGCGCCUCCUGCUGGCCUACCAGGUGAACGACGAAGUCCUGCAAGGCCACUUCCCUGUGAAUAAAGAGCUGGCUCUGGAGGUGGCCGCCCUCAUGGCACAGGUUGAACAUGGUGAUUUGGAGCGACCUCCUGCCGCUUCCCCCCCCAGUUGUCCUCAGCCCAAAUCUCAGCUGAUCCUCCUGCAGGCCUUGGAGCGAUUUUACCCCAAACGCUACAAACAGGACUGCAGCUCAGAGCAGCUCAGAGAUCUUAGUGAGCGUCUGGCCACCAAGUGGUCCAUGCUACGUGGGUGCAGUGCAUCCGAGUGUGUGAGAAUAUAUCUGACUGUGGCUCGCAAGUGGCCCCUGUUUGGAGCCAAACUCUUCAGUGCCAAGCCGGUUCCCCCGUCCACUGUUGAGCAGAGCCAAGUGUGGCUGGCCGUCAAUGAGGACGGACUGUGUGUGCUGGAUUACGCCAUGCACACGCUGGUCACACACUCCUACCAGUCUGUGAUUACCUUCGGCGGCUGCCGCGACGACUUCAUCGUGGUCACGAGCCAGCAGAGGGAGCCUGGAGCGGGCAAGAAGAGCGUGGAGAAGCUGGUCUUCGGAAUGGCGAAACCAAAGAUCCUGGAGCUGACUCUGCUCAUGGCCAGUUACAUCAACCACUGGACCCCGGGCCUCCCGUCCGCCUCCAACCAGCCGCUCGGCCACUGGGACGUGGACAGCAGACACUUUCCCGCCAUGAACUACACCACCAAGGGCCCAACGCUACUGUGAAUCCUGCAAGAAUAGCAAGACUGUGUGACGUCAGUGCACUCUCAGUCUGGGUUUUGCCUUCUGACCGUACAGGUACGAGAGGAUUAUUUAAGUGUUUCCUUAAAUAAACACAUGAUAUAGGAUUAGAAAUGUCCGCUAAAGUCUUGUCACACCUUCGUUUUUCUCCGACUUUUUUGUUCAGAGUCGAAAACUCAGCGUUUGUGUGUCACUGUCAUGAUUCUCACUCAUACUUGACAAAGAAUUAGAAUCUGAAUACGUUGAAGAGUUGAUUUUUCUCUCACUGUGUCUUCUUUAAUUUAUAAAAUAUCCGAAACAAAUGGCUUUCCACGGCUCAAAAAUGACACAAUUUUCUAAUCAGUUAAUGUCAUAGAUACAAGAGGUGAGGCUGCUUUUUUCCUCUUAAGGUCAUAUUUAAGGGACCUUAGAUUCCUUUACUGUUUUAUCUAAGUGAACGUUAAUAUUCCGCUCUUUUUUUUUCCUCUCAGAAAACGUAAUGAAAUGCAACAUUUUCAUAUUCAGGUCACUUUCAAUUAUCAACACAUUUACACAUUUUCAUAAAGAGCUACCAAAAAAAAAGAAUAUUUUUAAUGACUUGAACUGUUUUGGAUCAAACCACUGUUGUGCUCGUGCCCGUCGUUAUUAGUUAUUUAUUUUAUUUCCAACGUUUUUUAGGCUCCUGCGUAAGAAAAAAAAAAUAAAAUAAAAGGUAACGCAGCUGACGUGUUUGUACGGGAAAACUUCCAGGUUUGUAAUUUAAGGGCAGAGGAUGUCUGUUACUUUACCUGUGCAUGACUGUUUUUGUAAGAUGGCGUCUGUACUGUACGUGUGUGUCUGUGUGUGUGUGUGUGCGUGUGUGAGGUAAUAAAACACAUGGUACAUCUUCUUCUA
Messenger RNA from Solea solea (common sole), 5382 nucleotides. It is a transcript of the gene plekhh1, whose product is annotated as pleckstrin homology domain containing, family H (with MyTH4 domain) member 1. Gene Ontology annotation, cellular component: cytoskeleton. The record is from RefSeq and is a predicted model, not a curated record. The coding region runs from base 292 to 4494 and encodes 1400 amino acids. The transcript has 30 exons. NCBI's taxonomy places the organism in Eukaryota, Metazoa, Chordata, Actinopteri, Pleuronectiformes, Soleidae.